UCCAGCCAGCGCCAGUUGCAGUCGUUUGUGAGCGUUCGCAGCGCUAGGUACUCAGCAAGUUUCCUGGUGCAUUCGAAGCAUAACUGUGACUGAGCAGCACAAGUUGCAGUUGCAGUUGCAGCCAACAGUGGUCAUACAGUGGACACAAAGUGUUAACGAAACACACAAAGAAACUGAAAGCAAAAACAACUAGAACAACAAAUAUAUAUAUAUACAUAUAUAAACAAAAACUAAAGCAACCAAAACAAAAGCAACAAAAAAUUGAAAUAACAAUGUGCGCCUCGCAGCGUCGUAAUUUGUUGCUGCGUAGCCUUUGGGCAGCCGUCGUGCUCGUUGGCACUGUGCAGGCCGCCUCGCCGCGCUGGGAGCCACAGAUCGCCGUGCUCUGCGAAGCCGGACAAAUCUAUCAGCCGCAAUAUCUAUCCGAGGAGGGGCGCUGGGUAACGGACCUCAGCAAGAAGACAACGGGCGCCACAUGUUUGCGUGAUAAAAUGGAUUUGCUUGAUUACUGCAAGAAGGCCUAUCCGAACCGUGACAUUACGAAUAUUGUGGAAUCGUCGCACUACCAGAAGAUCGGCGGCUGGUGUCGCCAGGGCUCUUUGAAUGCGGCCAAGUGCAAGGGCGCCCAUCGCUGGAUCAAGCCGUUCCGUUGCCUGGAAGGACCAUUCCAAUCGGACGCACUGCUGGUGCCCGAGGGCUGCCUCUUCGACCACAUACACAACGCGUCGCGCUGCUGGCCCUUCGUACGAUGGAACCAGACUGGAGCCGCCGCCUGCCAGGAGCGCGGCAUGCAGAUGCGCAGCUUUGCCAUGCUCCUGCCCUGCGGCAUUUCCCUCUUCUCGGGCGUCGAGUUCGUCUGCUGCCCCAAGCACUUCAAAACCGAUGAGAUACGCGUGAAGAAGACCGAUAUUCCCGUCAUGCCGCCGGCACAGCUGAACAAUGCCAACGUGGAGCUGAGCGUGAAUGAGGAGGAUGAGAGCAACGACUCGAACUACUCGAAGGACGCCAACGACGACGAGCUGGACGACGAGGACGAUCUGAUGGGCGAUGACGAGGAGGACGAAAUGGUCGCCGAUGAGGCAGCCGCCGGCGGCGGCACCGGCUCCAACACCGGCUCUGGCUCUGGCACUGGCACCGGCACAGCUACCGAUGCUAACAGCAGCGGCCUGGACGACAUCAAUGCCGAGUACGACAGCGGCGAGGACAGCGACAUCUACGAGGAGGACGGCGCCGGCUCGGACAGCGAUGUGGCCGGCAUUGCCGAUUCCUGGGACCCUAAUGGCAGCUCCAGUGGCGCCAAGCCCUCGCUCAAGUCCCAGGUCCCCAUCCCCCUGAUGUCCUCCUCGCCCGCCAGCCUGACCGUCGCCGAGCAAGUGGGCAGCAAGCCGUCCAUCUCGAAGCCGGAGCCGGUGACUGGUACGCCGCAAUUGUCGGCAGCUGCCGCCGCUGCCGCCGCCGCUGCGGCAGGAGUUGGCGCACCACCGUCGACCGCUCAGCCCACCUCCGAUCCGUACUUCACGCACUUCGACCCGCACUACGAGCACCAGAGCUACAAAGUAAGUCAGAAAGAAGCCCAACAGCGCCUUGAGGAAUCGCACCGCGAGAAGGUCACACGUGUCAUGAAGGACUGGUCGGAUCUCGAGGAGAAAUACCAGGACAUGCGCCUGGCCGAUCCGAAGGCAGCGCAAAGCUUCAAACAGCGUAUGACGGCACGUUUCCAGACUUCUGUUCAGGCACUCGAGGAGGAAGGCAACGCCGAGAAGCACCAACUGGCCGCCAUGCACCAGCAGCGCGUCCUCGCCCACAUCAAUCAGCGCAAGCGCGAGGCCAUGACCUGCUACACGGAGGCCCUCACGGAGCAGCCCCCAAAUGCCCAUCAUGUGGAGAAGUGUCUGCAGAAGCUGUUGCGCGCCUUGCACAAGGAUCGGGCCCAUGCCCUGGCCCACUAUCGCCAUCUGUUGAACUCGGGCGGCCCCGGCGGACUGGAGGCAGCCGCAUCGGAGCGACCACGCACCCUGGAGCGUCUCAUUGAUAUCGAUCGGGCGGUCAAUCAGUCGAUGACCAUGCUGAAGCGCUACCCGGAGCUCUCGGCCAAGAUUGCCCAGCUGAUGAACGAUUACAUAUUGGCGCUGCGCAGCAAGGACGACAUUCCCGGCUCGUCGCUGGGCAUGAGCGAGGAGGCGGAGGCGGGCAUACUGGACAAAUACCGCAUCGAGAUCGAGCGCAAGGUGGCCGAGAAGGAGCGCCUGCGCCUCGCCGAGAAGCAGCGCAAGGAGCAGCGGGCCGCCGAGCGCGAGAAGCUACGCGAGGACAAGAUGCGCAUGGAAGCCAAGAAGGUCGACGACAUGCUCAAGUCGCAGGCGGCCGAGCAGCAGCAGCAGCAGCAGAUGUCCCAGCAGCAGCAGCAGCAACAACAGCAGCAGCAGCUAUCGCCGCAGCAGCAAUACCAGCAGCAGCAGGAGAGGAGCAAGGAUCUGAAGGGAGCCGCUGGCCUGGUGACCGUGCCCAAUCUGAAUCUCGACACAACCAAGAGCGACAAGGACUUGGCCGAUGCCGAGUAUGCUGAGGUUACAGUCAGCAGCACCAAGGUGCAGACCGUGUUGCCAACGGUGGACGACGACGCCGUGCAGCGUGCGGUUGAGGAUGUGGCCGCCGCAGUGGCCCACCAGGAGGCCGAGCCGCAGGUGCAGCACUUCAUGACCCACGAUCUGGGCCACCGCGAAUCGAGCUUCUCGUUGCGUCGCGAGUUUGCGCACGCGCACGCGGCCAAGGAGGGGCGCAAUGUCUACUUCACGCUCUCGUUCGCUGGCAUCGCCCUAAUGGCUGCUGUAUUUGUGGGCGUGGCCGUUGCCAAGUGGCGAACAUCACGCUCGCCGCACGCCCAGGGCUUCAUUGAAGUGGAUCAGAAUGUGACCACACACCAUCCCAUCGUACAAGAGGAGAAGAUCGUGCCCAAUAUGCAGAUCAACGGGUACGAGAAUCCGACCUACAAAUAUUUCGAAGUGAAAGAGUAAACACCUAGAGCAAGCAGGAGAAGAAUAAUUCAAUGAAAAUAAUAA
This is a messenger RNA of Drosophila mojavensis, 3059 nucleotides long. RefSeq names its product amyloid-beta-like protein (gene Appl). Gene Ontology annotation, cellular component: neuronal cell body; neuron projection; membrane. Gene Ontology annotation, biological process: central nervous system development; axonogenesis. The transcript has 12 exons. Gene Ontology annotation, molecular function: transition metal ion binding; heparin binding. The coding region runs from base 273 to 3014 and encodes 913 amino acids. NCBI's taxonomy places the organism in Eukaryota, Metazoa, Arthropoda, Insecta, Diptera, Drosophilidae. The record is from RefSeq and is a predicted model, not a curated record.